AUGUGCGUUUUACCCAGUAUUUCAUCUGCUCCUUACCGUACACCGCUAUUACCACCAUCUCGUUCCAGUUACCUCUCCGAUUUUAAUCAUCUUAACAACGGUAAUUCGGUUGCACCAUCACCUUGCAGUCGUCGGAUACAUUCAAUGCAACGUAAGCCUCCGUUAGAAGCGGAUACAAAUUUUCAUAAACAACAAGCUCAAGCUCGAAUAAAUGUCUCCAGGGUUAAAUUUUCAUUAUUGGUAUUGGCGCUAAUGUCCAUCGUAUCAAUCCUUUUUACAUUCACGUCACUACUAAGUUUGCUUUCCAUUCAAUGGAGAACGAUGGAAUCAUCCGAUUCAGCCUCCGAUGGUACAUUGAUAAUGCGGAAUGCAAUGCAUGAAAUAGCCAGCUCGCUAUCACUGAUCGCUGUGACAACAUCUAUUUCCACCUUUCUUCUAUCCACUUUGCAACUUUUUUUCGCCCUAAAAAUGCUCAAAACAAAUCCGACAUCAAUUAAAAGGGUACUAUCAUUUUUAAGUGGUGGACGUUUUCUACGUUGUAUUGUUUAUGCAGCGUGGUUUUUUGCCGUGCUUUUCUUCAUCAUAGGUAGUAUGUUACAGUGGAUGUUGGUAUCGGGGCGAGUUGGUAUAAUAUCACGAGGUGUUGGUGCAGCAUUUGGUAUUGCGUCAACUGCGCUCUGUACCGCAGGCCUUAUACACUGCAUUUAUGUUUGGUGUGCCAGUGAUGAUAAAGAAGUUGAGGAGAGCUAUAUAAAUGGUAACUUGUCGACGUUGGUUUAA
Messenger RNA from Acanthocheilonema viteae, 780 nucleotides. NCBI's taxonomy places the organism in Eukaryota, Metazoa, Nematoda, Chromadorea, Rhabditida, Onchocercidae. The record is from the annotation of a GenBank genome assembly.